Heterobilharzia americana is the source of this 1161-nucleotide messenger RNA. NCBI's taxonomy places the organism in Eukaryota, Metazoa, Platyhelminthes, Trematoda, Strigeidida, Schistosomatidae. The record is from the annotation of a GenBank genome assembly.
AUGAUCAUAAAUUGUCCAUUGAAAGUUGAUAAAUUGUGUUAUACAGUCACAUUUCUACUUGUUGUCAUCAACAUUAUCAAACCAAUUAUCAGUGAACAAGGUGUUAACUGGGAUAUAACCUACUUAUUAAAUCGUCGUUAUGAUAUAGCACGUGCAGAUGAAGACUUUCCAAUUAAAAUUCAGCCACCUCCAGGAGAUUUAUUAUACAGUGUACCAGCAUUACGCUUAUUUCCACAAUCGAAGUUACCAGAUGAGACCUUCUUUAUUCAUUUAAUAUUUAAACCGAAUAAAACAGCUAUUCAACAUGGUCUAUAUUUAUUCAGUAUACGUGAUCCAGAUAAUGUUUUAAGGCUCAGCUUGAAAAUUGUUGAGUAUACUACAUAUCAAAUCAUCUUCACAUACAAUCCAUUAUCAUUUGAUGGUAAUCCAAAAGAAGUGGAAUUCUCUAUACCAUGGACUGAUGACUAUUGGCAUUUAGGAAUAUUAAUUAAACCAGAUAAGAUUGAUUUCUAUACAUCAUGUGAAGAGACUGAAAGAGUCGCCUAUCAUUUCUAUCCUAUUCAAGGUUUACUAGGAGAACCGUUGUUUCGUAAGGGGGCAACAUUUUAUGCACUCAACAGUGGUUUAUCAAAUGCAUCAGAAUAUUUUGAGGGAUUUCUGAAAGCGUUCAGUUUCCACUCAGAUGAAAAUGCUAUUCGUUAUAUGUGUACUAAGUCAGAGAAUUAUGAAGGCAGCGUUCGGAAUGUACUAAUUACUAGUUCAGUACAGGACGAUGAAGAUGAAUAUACAAACAAAGAUGACAAUCAGAGAACUACAGAUGACACUGGAAAAUAUAACAUACAAACUAAAUAUCCAACCACUAUAGAAAAUAAAUUGAAAGAGAAAGAAACCAAAAACAUCUCAGUAUAUAAGUAUAGAUACAUCAUGAAAGAACCAAGAACAGAUGGACUAAUUGAUAUAGUAGAUUUAGCGGAAAAUCUUAUCAUAACAGGGGCAGUAAAAAUAACCAAUGAACUAGCCAUCAUACCGAAUGGAACAGUAAUUGCGACAAAACCAGAAAUUAAAAAUCAACGUUAUAUCAUAGCCGAAAAUAUAACACAAACCGGAAAAAAAGAAAUAUUCGACACCUAUACGGGUAGCCGAAUACAAAUGCCUAUGUAG